UCGGGCGCCUCAACGCAUUGCGCCAAAAUUAUCUCGUACGAAGAACUGCGGGAACCGCGAAAAAAUCCUACGAAAUUGUUUUCAUUUAAGGGAAUGUAUAUUUUGGGUGUAUACGCGAGUAAAGAACGCAACGAGAUUUACGGCUUCAUCUUAUCUGCCAAGGACAUGAAAAGAAAUGAGUGAAUUUUCCCCGCGUAACGAUGAAAAAAGCGCACAGAACCAGGAAUGUUGCGCUUCAAACGACGAGAUGCAGGCUGAUAUGGCGUGCAAGAAAACAGAAGUGGCAGCGACAGAACAAAUUCAGGCCGAACAAUCUUCGCCGGUCGAUGGUAAAUCCAAAGAUAUCGAUACUUCUCCAAACGGAGAGAGGACCAGUGAAUCUUCCUAUGGAACGGAAAAUUCGGUGUUGUCUUCCCAUCAGAGUCUGCAAGCGUUGCAAGCGUUGAACAGCGUGAACGAGCAAGAAAGUGAUGAAACACGAAGUAUAGAGGAAAUAGAGAUCGGGUUGUAUGAACAAGGACCAUUAAAUGAAAUAGCAAUUGAAGAAAAUGAUCAUGAAAGCAUUCGAGAAUGUGACUCGAGUUGCAGCAGCCCCCUUUUAAACGGCCAUGUUGUUGAUAGUGAUGUUCACAUCACAACAGAAAAAUCGCAGGAAACUCAUUCAGGGACAAGUGACAAGGAACCGAAGGAAAAUGGAAGAUAUUUUUCAUUAUUCUGUAGGAAAUCCCGCACUUCACCGUCAAAAUCGAACAGGUCCAAUGGAGAUGUAAUUAUUAAUAUUGACGUUGAAGAAAUUUCUAUCCAUGAGUCUCCUCGCCGCAAGUCGAAAUACUCUCUAAACGACCGUUUGAAGGGCUGGUUUCAACCCAUGGACAAUAAAAUGAACAUGAAAGUUUUCGGGAGUAGAAGAGCCUUAGCAGACGAACUUAUACGUUACAGUAAAGUAGGAUGGAUUAUACAUCCAACAAGUGCAUUCAGGCUCUACUGGGAUCUUAUGCUUCUCUCGUUGCUGAUCGUAAAUAUGUUCGUUCUUCCCGUGGCGAUUGCUUUCUUCAAUGAUGAUAUGAGUCCUUCUUGGAUUGCUUUUAACAGCAUUUCUGACGGAAUCUUUCUCUUGGACAUUGUUUUAAACUUUAAAACUGGUGUGCUUAUUCACGGUACACCCAACAAGUUUAUUCUAGAUCCGAAAAAAAUCGCGAUACGGUACGCUAGGACAUGGUUUCUUAUUGAUCUGGUUUCUUCGUUCCCGUUUGAUUACGUCGUUUCCUCGGCGACAAGCUCGGGUUCCGGACGAUUGUUGAGUGCAUCCAGGGCAUUGCGCAUUCUACGCAUGGCAAAACUUCUCAGUUUGUUGCGCUUGCUCAGAAUAUCACGUCUUGUACGUUACGUUCAUCAGUAUGAAGAGGUUUUAAAUGUGACUCGCUCAGUCAUCCGGUUCGUUAAUCUGAUAAGUCUGAUGAUGCUGGUAGCUCACUGGAAUGGCUGCAUGCAAUAUCUCGUACCAGUCCUCAACGAUUUCCCGGCGAACUCGUGGGUUAUAAUUCAUGACUUACGGGACAAGGCAUGGACGGAGCAGUAUUUAUGGGCUCUUUUCAAGGCUUUAUCACACAUGUUAUGCAUCGGAUAUGGAAGACAUCCUCCUCAAAACAUUCCAGAGACUUGUGUUACAAUUACCAGCAUGAUGUCUGGUGCCACAUUUUACGCGCUUUUUAUUGCUUAUUCCAUAAACGUUAUCCAGACCAUGGAUUCCCCGAGUCGGCAUUACAAGGAAAAGAUCCAACAAAUUGAGGAGUAUAUGGCUCACAGAAGACUGCCUGUUCAUCUAAGAGAUAAAAUUACCAAGUAUUACGAGCACCGAUUUCAAGGAAAACUUUUUGACGAGGAGAAAAUACUGUCUGAAGUUUCUCGGCCAUUGCGUAAGGCAAUUGUCAAUUACAACUGUCGCGAGCUCGUCCGUGCUGUUCCAUUUUUCUAUGAUGCUGAUCCAGAUUUUGUGUCAGCCAUUAUAACCAAACUCGACUUUGAAGUAUAUCUGGAAGGUGACGUCAUUAUACGUGAAGGGGAACUUGGAACUGAGAUGUAUUUUCUUAAAUCUGGGGUAGUGAGUGUCUCGUGUGAGGGAGUUAGUACAGAUGAUCUCUCUGAUGGUGCAUAUUUUGGAGAAAUCUGCCUUCUGACACAUGCAAGACGCACUGCGACUAUCGUGGCAAAGACUAUGUGCGACAUAUUUAUUUUACACGCCGAAGAUUUCAGGGAGGUCGUGGAAGAAUUUCCAGAAAUGCGACACGUUAUGGAAUCAGUGGCAUCGGAAAGAUUGAGCAGAAUGGGAAGAUCAGUCGACUUUUCAAACUCCGCUUGUCCUUCCAGAGAGUGUUUACUUGCCAAACUUCAAACCUCAGCUUCCAGACGGAGCAGUAUUUGUUGUAGUUGUACGAAUUUACUUCAACCCCGAGAAAAUAAUCCGGAAAUUGUCAUCACCAGAGAAGUUUCGUCAGACGAUGGCAAGAGUAUCAAUAUAAUAAAUUAGAGCGCUUUUCGAUCGAGUGUCGUAAAAUAAAACCCAAAGUAAUCUCAACAAUCAUCCAGAAGAAAGAAAAUACCUUCAAGAACUAAGGAGAACUCAAAUAAAAAAGCAAACAAAUUGCCCAGAGCUCUGGAAAACUCGGGCGACAAAGUUGUGGCUGGUUUUAGUUUUAUAUCUGAAUGGUUGAGAAAGUGGCGUUAGAAUUUUGGAGUAAUCACAGAGUAAAGUAAAGAGAAGCCAAAACAAUCUCGGAUUACUUUCGACAGUCAAUUGAAAAGUUCUUUAAGAUCAAUUCUUGCCAUUUAUUUUUCAGAGGUUUACCUUUCGAUUUUCGUGUAGAGGUGUUGAUCUCUUUUCAAAUGUUGAUAUGAGGUUUGAUGGCGUAGAGCUGUGCUAAUAUGUGCAACGAAAUUGGCACCAAAUAUGAAAAGCAUGUGAUUAGGUGAACUCAUCUAUUGUCGAAAUUUGAAGACGUCUAAAAGCGAGAUUUGGCGGUCAUUCCUAAGUUUUUAAAAAUCAGCAUUAGCAUCUUUUCCUUACAGGACUUGUUACUCUUUUAGAAAAGAUAACAGGUCUUGUGAAGUAAAAAUGUUUCUGGAUGGCAGACUUUGCAAUAACCUAUUACUAUUUUUUCUGUUUCUCAAUUUGCGGGAACACCCUCGGGCUCUCUUUUAGGUAAGUCAUUAUUGCGUUAUUUUAGAAAACUAGCGAGGAAUUGAAAGGAACCAUAUUUAGCAGAAGUGAGUACUUAAAAUUUUAUUUGUGACUACAGCUUCUUGUUUUACAGAAAAAAAUAUUCAAAAUAAAAAUCUGCCAAAAAAAAUAUUAAUAAUCGUUUUUAACUCAACAAGGUUCAUAUGGCAUUUCAACUGUGGGUUUAGUGGUUCAAGAUCACAGGUCGGCCUUAAUGUCUACAAUAUCAUUUUCCUGGCAUUUUAAUAGCAAUAGCGUUAGCCUGAUCACUUUUUACCGCAAACAACGUUUUAGAUGACUACACAUUUCAGCUCGUAAAUUGGUUUCACCCAAGGACAUUAUAUUUAGCGAAGGAUAACCCACGCGGUAAUGAGUUUCCGCGCAGGUUGAGGAUCGCGAUUUUUAUGAAAACACGAACUAAGAGUCACAGGAGAAUAUUAAGAAGAAAUAACUUAAAGGCAGCAUAAAUAUAUUUUGAAACUGCCAAACUUUCAAAAUGUCCGAAGAGAACCCAAUGCGGGUAAGUCAAUGUAGUGAAUAGAGCUUUAUUAUAUAUUUAACCACUAAGGAAGUCAAACACGCCGACAUUACCUUGCGUUUGAGUUUCAAAUGCAAAGAAACUGUUAAAGUAGUUUUAAAAUGUAAGAUAUAUUUAAUAAAAGGGACACGAAAUACAGGAUCCAUAAUCAGAAUCAGGAAAUAACAUUUGUACAUAUACUUUGUCUUGACUUUUGCGUCUGGGAAAGUUUUCUUGAUUGGAUAAA
Messenger RNA from Pocillopora verrucosa, 3981 nucleotides. Its product is annotated as potassium/sodium hyperpolarization-activated cyclic nucleotide-gated channel 2. The record is from RefSeq and is a predicted model, not a curated record. Gene Ontology annotation, molecular function: voltage-gated potassium channel activity. Gene Ontology annotation, biological process: sodium ion transmembrane transport; regulation of membrane depolarization; potassium ion transmembrane transport. Lineage: Eukaryota; Metazoa; Cnidaria; Anthozoa; Scleractinia; Pocilloporidae. Gene Ontology annotation, cellular component: HCN channel complex; membrane.